AUGGUUGCUGCAGCCUCAGUCGAAGCUCUACAUUACAUGAAGACCUUGAAGUCGAUCUCGUUGUCGGUUCAAGAGCUCAUCGAUUGUGACACAGAGAGUCAUGGGUGUCAGGGUGGCCACGAAGAAAAUGCUUUCAGAUAUAUAAGCAAAAAUGGACUCUCGAGCGAAUCCGACUACCCAUACAUGGCUCGGAGGAGUAAAUCUGGUUGCAAGAGAAACAAAACAGCAGCAGCAAUAAGGAUAUCAGGCUUUCGAUUUGUCAAGCCAACUGAGGAUGCUCUAGAGAAAGCGGUAGCGAAGCGUCCCGUGGUGGUCACUUUGCAGUUUUUCGAUGAUCUGUAUGAGUACAAAGGAGGCAUCUUGGAUUGUAAAGCUGUCAAUGGAAAGACCGAUCGCUUGCAUCCUGUCCUGAUUGUCGGUUAUGGCACAGAUUCCAAUGGCAUCAAGUACUGGCGCUUCAAGAACUCGUGGGGACCAAACUGGGGUGAGAAGGGCUUUGGGAGGAUCCGCAGGCAUGUUGAUGACAAGCGAGGUGUGUUAGGUAUCUUCAUGGAACCAGCAGUAUAUCCGGUGCUCGAGGACUGA
This is a messenger RNA of Triticum turgidum subsp. durum (durum wheat), 585 nucleotides long. Lineage: Eukaryota; Viridiplantae; Streptophyta; Magnoliopsida; Poales; Poaceae. The record is from the annotation of a GenBank genome assembly.